UCCCCUCCAACAGGGAAUACGUCAUCUGCUGACGUAGGUCAUGAAGGAAUCCCAAGCUCAGAUGAUGGAGGAGAUAAAAAGAAAAGUGGGGAAAAGGUUAGCAGGCAAGCUGAAGGUGGAGAAAGUCAAAGCAGUAGUGAGAAUACAGACGGAAGUAGAGGAAGUCAUCAAAAAAGUUCUUCAGAGGAUGAUAGACAAUAUAGUGGUGGCCACCACAACAGCCAACAUCAUGACAACAGAUCACACGGAAAUCGAGAUCACAGAUCCCCCAGCUAUAACCAGUAUGAUCGACCUCAAGAGGACAGAGGCAGGUCUAGACAUGACAGACAUUCUCACGGAGAUAGAGAUACGAACAGUCAUCAUGGUCAGAACAGGCAUUACCAUGACAACAGGCAUCAUUACGAUAGAAAUCGCUAUGAUGACGGAAGACACGGACAUCACAACAACAGACAUGGUCACCAUGACAAUAGGCAUGGUUACCCUGACAACAGGCAUGGCUACCAUGACAACCGAUCUCCAAGAUGCCAUUGGAGAGGUCAUGGAGUGUAUAGAGGUGGAUAUAGAGAUUAUAGAUAGCUUAUACCAGAACGUGUCACAGGAUCUGAGACGGAUAUAG
Saccostrea cuccullata (small rock oyster) is the source of this 616-nucleotide messenger RNA. RefSeq lists its product as uncharacterized. NCBI's taxonomy places the organism in Eukaryota, Metazoa, Mollusca, Bivalvia, Ostreida, Ostreidae. The transcript has 3 exons. The record is from RefSeq and is a predicted model, not a curated record. Bases 41 to 616 code for a protein of 191 amino acids.